This is a messenger RNA of Euleptes europaea (tarantolino), 951 nucleotides long. It is a transcript of the gene FOXL1, whose product is annotated as forkhead box L1. Bases 16 to 951 code for a protein of 311 amino acids. Gene Ontology annotation, molecular function: DNA-binding transcription factor activity, RNA polymerase II-specific; RNA polymerase II cis-regulatory region sequence-specific DNA binding. Gene Ontology annotation, biological process: anatomical structure morphogenesis; regulation of transcription by RNA polymerase II; cell differentiation. NCBI's taxonomy places the organism in Eukaryota, Metazoa, Chordata, Lepidosauria, Squamata, Sphaerodactylidae. The record is from RefSeq and is a predicted model, not a curated record. The transcript has a single exon.
GGAGCGCCCCGGACCAUGAGCCGGCUCUACGGCGGCCCCCUGCCCUCCGCCCUGGGGGGCUCGCCCGUGGUCUACCUCUACGGGGCCGAGCGCGGGGGUCUCCCCGGGGGUCUCGGCUUCGCCCCGACGGGCGUCCUGGCGCGGCCGCCGCAGGAGCCGCCGCAGAAGCCCCCCUACAGCUACAUCGCCCUGAUCGCCAUGGCCAUCCAGGAGGCCCCCGAGCGGAAGGUGACCCUCAACGGCAUCUACCAGUACAUCCUGGCCCGCUUCCCCUUCUACCACGACAACAAGCAGGGCUGGCAGAACUCCAUCCGCCACAACCUCUCGCUCAACGACUGCUUCGUCAAGGUGCCCCGCGAGAAGGGGCGGCCGGGCAAGGGCAGCUACUGGACCCUCGACCCCCGCUGCACCGACAUGUUCGAGAACGGCAACUACCGGCGCAGGAAGAGGAAGCCCCGCGCCGCCGGGGGCCCCGUCGGAGGAGAGGAGGCCGAGGAGGCGGCCGGGGAGCCCCCCAAGAGGCUCCGGGAGAGCCCGGGGCGCAGCGCCGACGACCGAGCCCGGGGGGAGGGAAGCCGCCCGCCCGCCCCGUCCGCUUGCGCGCCCCCGCCGAGCCGCGCGCAGCUCCUCGACGGAGGCGCUUCGGGGCGCGCGGCUGGCCGGGACCCCUCCCGGGCGGACCCCCAGGGCCCGGGCAGCGCCGCCAAGCCCCAGAGCUUCAGCAUAGACAGCAUCCUAGCCAAGAAAGCCCUCCGCAGGCCGGCCAAGGGCGAGAGAGGCGUCUCCAAAGGGGACGGCCUCUCCGACGGCGGCCCGCUCGACGCCCGCCCGGCUUUCAACGCCUCGCUGGUGCUGGAUUCCCACGUCCAAGGGCGCUUUUGCCAGCUGGGGAUCCCGUUCCUGUCCUACUUGCCUCUCCGCUUUCCAGAGACGGUGCUUCACUUCCAGUAG